AAGGAAAGAAGACAUGUGCGUCAUGAUAAACAACAAAUAACUUCCCUGAGGAAAACAUACAAGAAAUUGUCUUAAAAGGAAUUUUUUUUAAAAAAAAGAUGGCGGUGUCAAUUUCUUCAUCUUUGCUGCAGACUUCAGUGAAACAACUAGUUACAUUAUGCCGCAGGAGGCUGUUGGAGAGAAAUCUUGGCCAAGUAGCAGCUUCAGUUGCUAGGUGUCAGAAAUGCUCUUCAACAACUUUCAAAGAAAGAAACAGAAAGAAACUCUACUCCAUUUCUACAGCAAUAGCUGAGAGGGCUGAUGGCAUUUAUGAUGUUCCAAUCAUAAUGCGACAUGUAGGUGACAAGAUAAUACAAGAUGAAAAUUAUGACAAGCUAAUUCCACAAUUGUCAGAAGAAGAAAUGAUAUAUAUGGAAAGACUUCAGGAUUGUGAAUCUAGUAGCGAAGUGUUGCAUUUGCUGGAUAUACAGCCAGAUAUACUAAGCAGUCACGCAGCAGCUCUCACCCUCAUUAAACUGAAAGUCUUAGAUAGGAAGCGACGGGACAAGCAGAAGACACCUGGCAAGUCCUUUGUGAGCAAAGUCAUCAUACAGCAACUAUUUGGAAUUGCACAGCGAAACAUUGAAACACUGAGUGAUGAAAAUUUAGUUGAAUUAGCCAAACAGUUUCUUGAAGAGAAAGAGCCGGAAUCAGAAAUCAAAGAAUUCACUCUAAAUCUUAUACAGAAGAAAAUGGAAGAUGGCACACUUGGUAAAUAUGCAGUAUUCAGCCUUACCGAGAUACUACAGAACACAAAGCACACUGACUUACUACAAGACAUCUGGCUACAUAUCACCAGUAGAUAUACUGAAUUAGAUUUGGAGGACCUACUGAAAUAUCUUGAUCAUGUGCCGGCCAACAUGGAUAUCACUGACCAGCUGUUGAAAAUAAUCCAGAGUCAGUUAGUAAAGUUUGGAUGGCAGUUUGGAAGUAGGGGUAUCGGCAAGAUCUCUGCUAAUUUGUCACGUCUGAAAUGUAGGAAUGAUACUCUAGCAUUCAGUAUUGCCAAAUGGACACUGCUACACAUACACGAGAUAAAGACAUCAGAUCUUCUGAAUGUUCUUACCUAUUUCCAAGAGAGACAGCAACACAAUGCUGACUUAAUCCAUGCCCUUGAAAAAUACAUCUUUAGUAAAGGGCCACAAGUCAAAAAUGAAAUAUUGGGCCAAACCCUUGAGUACCUAUGCACCAUUCGGUAUCUCAGUCCUGUCAUCAUGGAUGCAGCCUCCGAUCAUUUUCUGAAAUGUGGGGAAAGUUAUUCUGCUACAGAUCUUUACUUAAUUUUGAAAUCUUUUGGUUUCUUUGGAUAUGAGCCAAGGAAGCAAAUGGCAUUUUUCCAAGCAGCAGACCACUACAUACCCAAGGAGUUUGACAAGUUUCAAGAUGCUGAUGUUUACAAGUUGAUGUGUUCAUUCUUGUGGCUGGGCAGGAGUUCGUCUCUGCUUAGAGGUCAUGCUCGACGAAAGUCCUGGUCAAUGGAUCGAAGUGACAUUAAAUGUCUGUAUUGGUAUCGACGAGCAAUGGUACAACCCACACCCCUCACAACAGACGAGAUAUCAAUGUUUACCUUUGAUAUUCCAAUGUUCAAUGUUAGAAGCGGAAAUCAACGAAACUAUACGACUUUACAGGUUGCAAAGAAAGCAUUGUCCUCUCUCUUGAAGCUUCCUGUUGUUGACAACAUAAAAGUGAAAUCAUUUUUGAUUGAUUUCAUGUUGGUUGUGGAUGAAAACAAAGAUGAAAUUUCAAGAAAAGUAUGGAGUUCACACCAAGAUGAAGUACCCAAAGCUAGUAAAGUGAUCCUCAUCAAGCUGCAUUUUCCAGAGCAUUUCUGUGCCAACACUGGGGAGCUUCUUGGAGAAUAUUCAAUGGCCAAGCGAUAUUUUGCCAUGUCCAACAUCCCAUACAUCACGCUCUCUCCUUUGAAAGCUGGUAUAGAACAGGCCAGUGUUGAAAUACUCCAGAUGCACUUCCAUUACAAGCUCCAUGAACUUGUAAACUUGAAGUUCAAUCCUUUUAAGGGAGUAAGCAACCAGAGACUUCUUGAGCUUUGGGAAUCAUCCAAAAAUCAGGGACCACCAGUGUGAUCAAGUCUGUCCAACAAUUUAAGUCAGUUGUCAUAGAUAAGGCCUUGUCAUACUAGGACCAAAAUUAGACAAAAGUCAUCAGUAAGGCUUUGUCAAGUCAGGUUUGACCUUGUCGGGUCAGGAAUGACAGACAAAAACCAUCAGGUGUGACUUGUUAGGCCAGGAAUGACAUCAGACAAAAGUCUUCAGUGUUAUCUUUUCUUGCGAGGGAUGACAUCAGAGAGAUGUCAUCAUUGUGACCUUGAUAGGCCAGGAAUUACAGACAAACAUCAUCAGGUAUGACCUUGUCAGGCCUGGAAUUACAUCAGCCAGAUGUCAUAAGUGUGACCUUGUCAUGCUAGGAAUGACAGCAGACAAGAUUCAUCAUUGUGACCUUGCCAGGCAAGGAAUGAGAUUAGACAGAAGUAAUCUGUUUAACUAUGUCAGACCAGAGGGAUUAAUGUUUUAUGUUCAAUGUUCAGAGACUGUUGAAUUGGUAUCAGAUGAACUUUGUAUACUAAAUGUGCAAUCUACUGGUAUAUCUGUCGUAAUUUGAUUAUAAGAAGUCUUCUGAAUUUGUGAUUAAUGAAAGAUAAAUUUCACUGAUUACAAGCUUAAUUACAUGUAAGGUAUAUGUUCUUGUAUACAUAUGUACAGUAUUUUGCUUUCUCUGCUAAUAUUAGAUAGAGCCUUUACCAGACUUUUUAAAGUUUUGAAUACAGAAUUGAUCUUUACAGAUUGAAGGAAUAUAUUUAUUUAUCACUUUCUUUAGCUGAGAAACAUACUGUUAAAUUUUCAAAAAUUCAUGAGGAAAUAUUAACAGAAAGAGUUUCAUGUAAAUAAUUUUAAAGUUCAUUUGCACUAAAUUUUUUACCUCUCGGUCUUUUUAGAAGAUGUAGCUAGCUUUAUUUUCAUAACAAUGUUGAGAUAUAAAAAGUAAUGUGAUGAAUCAUUGCAUGAUGUAAGUCGAAGUUUCAUUAACUUCCUUAGUCAAAGUUUUAUUAACUUCUGUAAAGACAUCAUUAUUCGACCAGUUGUACUAAGCAAUAUGUUUUCAUUCUUUAUAAAUGUAUCUGUUGGGUCAUACAUUUGAAAAAUUAAACCACAUAUAGAUUUUCUUGUACACAAAGUUCCAUGAACUUAUCGGAAAAGUACCAUAGAAAUACUGUAAAAAUAAUAUUCAAAUAUUGGUAUUGAUGGUUUUCAGUGGUGACUUUUGGCAAAAGAAUGGAAUUGUUAUGAAUAUAAGUAAUAAAAGUGAUGUGUA
Messenger RNA from Ylistrum balloti, 3369 nucleotides. RefSeq lists its product as uncharacterized. The record is from RefSeq and is a predicted model, not a curated record. Lineage: Eukaryota; Metazoa; Mollusca; Bivalvia; Pectinida; Pectinidae. The coding region runs from base 99 to 2123 and encodes 674 amino acids. The transcript has 7 exons.